GAGUACCACCAUGAUGUAGAGUGCUGCAGUUCACCGAACUGCCUGUGAAGACCCCUUAUGUAGGUACUUAUACAUAUAUUUUCCCACUGAACAGUCACUUCUCCUUUGAUCACUGAACGUACGGAAAUGUCAAAUAAAUAAAAGAUUGAUCAAAACAAACAAAAUAAAAAGUCGAAAGAAAUGUUCACAAGUUUUAUAAAUAGACCAUCUAUUGGUAGGCAAAAAAAGAGCGGUAUAACGACCAAAUUUCUUCGAGAGUAUUUCAAAGUUUUCACGAAAAUUCGGAAAAAUUCACAAUUCAACGCAAUCCACACGAAAUCAUUAGGUAAAUUCCAUAAAAUGACAAAUAAUACAAAUAAACCCCUUGAAAGCGAAGAGGAAGCCCUGACCUACAAAAACGAAGGCAAUGCGGCUUUCAAAGCUGAAAAGUGGGAGGAGGCUGUGAAAAGUUAUACGAAAGCCAUUACAGCUGGUGAGAAACACAAGGAAUUGCCCAUUUUCUACAAAAAUCGCGCUGCUGCUUACCUAAAACUUGACAAAUACAAGGAAGCUUUAGCCGAUUGCACGGAAUCCUUGCGUAUUUCACCAAAGGACCCCAAGGCACUGUUUCGUCGAGCACAGGCUUUCGAGGCUCUACAAAAAUAUGAAGAGGCAUACAAAGAUGCCACCGAUUUGUUUAAAGAGGACCCUAAUAACAAAUCAGUACAACCCAUGCUUAAACGUCUACAUCAGAUUGUACAGGAACGGGUUACCCAAAACGCAAAGACAUCAACGAAGGUCAAUCAAAUGAUGGAACUUACUUUUGAUGUCGGAGCUCCAGUGGAUAAGCGGCGUUCAGGAGCUAAUAAUCUAUUAGUGCUUGCGAAGGAAGAAGUUGGGGCGGAUAUGCUCUUCAAAGCCGGAUGCAUUACAAAAAUAGCAUCUAUAACCAAAAUAGAAAACGAUCCAGAAAUUUAUUGCAAUUUGAUACGGGUAGUUGGUGAGUUAUGCAGUGCCUCCGUGGAGCGAACUAAGUCAGUUUUGCGAGAAUUGGGUGUACCAUGGUUCCUCCAUGUGUUGGAUCAUAAGCACGAAGAACGGGUUACGGCUGCCCAGUAUUGUUUGCAAACUAUAAUAAACUGUUUGUCGGGAAUGGAAAACAAGCCCGAAAGUAAACCAAAAAGAGAACUAUGCCAGCAGAAUCAAAAGGAAAUCGACACACUUUUAACCUGUCUUGUUUACACAAUAACAGAUCGGACAAUAUCAGGUUCGGCACGUGAUGCCAUUAUCGAGUUAUUAACGCGCAAUGUUCAUUAUACGGCACUUGAGUGGGCAGAAAGAUUGGUAGAAAUACGUGGGUUGCAUCGUUUGUUGGAGGUGUGUUCUGAAUUGGAGGAAUAUAAAUACGAAAGUGCAAUGGAAAUAACACCAUCCUCGCGCACCAUAGCAUCAGUGUGCAUGGCGCGAAUCUACGAGAACAUGUAUUACGAUGAAGCCAAAAAGCGGUAUGCCGAUCAGAUCGAUGAAUACAUAAAGGAUAAACUUUUGGAUCCUGACAUGGAAUCUAAAGUUCGCGUAACAGUGGCCAUAACUUCUUUGUUAGCCGGACCCUUAGAUGUAGGUAAUCAGAUUGUGGCUCGGGAAGGAAUUUUGCAAAUGAUAUUGGCAAUGGCCACCACCGAAGAUGAGUUGCAGCAACGCGUCGCUUGUGAAUGCAUAGUAGCUGCUGCGUCUAAAAAGGACAAAGCUAAGGCAUUGUGCGCUCAGGGUGUUGACAUACUGAAAAACCUUUACAAAUGCAAGAAUGAUAAUAUACGCGUUCGUGCUUUGGUCGGACUUUGCAAGCUUGGAAGCUACGGUGGACAGGAUGCUACAAUCCGACCAUUUGCUGAUGGAGCCACUAGCAAAUUGGCCGAGGCAUGUCGUCGCUUCCUGAUCAAACCCGGUAAGGACCGGGAUAUACGUCGAUGGGCAGCGGACGGUCUGGCCUAUCUUACCCUGGACGCUGAGGUUAAAGAAAAACUGAUCGAGGAUAAGCCUGCGAUCCACGCACUCAUAGAUUUGGCUCGUUCCGGCGACCAGUCGUGUCUCUAUGGUGUGGUAACGACAUUUGUAAACCUCGUCAAUGCAUACGAAAAACAAGAGAUGUUGCCGGAAAUGGUAGAGCUGGCGAAGUUCGCCAAGCAUCAUAUACCGGAGGAGCACGAGUUAGACGACGUCGAUUUCGUUAAUAAACGUAUUACAGUUCUUGCCAAUGAAGGCAUCACAAGUGCACUCUGUGCACUCGCUAAAACUGAGAGUCACAACUCACAGGAGCUGAUAGCGCGUGUACUAAAUGCCGUAUGCAGUUUACAGGAGUUGCGCGGCAAAGUAGUGCAAGACGGUGGUGUUAAAGCGUUGCUGCGGAUGGCUUUGGAUGGGACCGAAAAGGGCAAACGGCAUGCGUCACAGGCUUUAGCGCGCAUCGGUAUUACGAUCAAUCCUGAAGUAGCUUUUGCCGGACAACGAAGCUUGGACGUUAUACGACCUUUGUUAAAUUUGCUGGCGCAAGAUUGUACUGCAUUGGAGAAUUUCGAAGCGCUUAUGGCCCUUACCAACUUAGCGGCGAUGAAUGAGAGCGUGCGUCAACGUAUCGUCAAGGAGCAAGGUGUUUCGAAAAUUGAGGUUUACCUAAUGGAAGAUCACUUGUACUUGAUACGUGCGGCAGCGCAAUGCCUCUGCAAUCUGGUGAUGUCCGAUGAUGUGGUCAAGAUGUUCGAAAAGCCCAACGAUCGCGUAAAGUUCUUAAUGUAA
This is a messenger RNA of Rhagoletis zephyria (snowberry fruit fly), 2772 nucleotides long. It is a transcript of the gene unc-45, whose product is annotated as unc-45 myosin chaperone. The record is from RefSeq and is a predicted model, not a curated record. Gene Ontology annotation, molecular function: Hsp90 protein binding. NCBI's taxonomy places the organism in Eukaryota, Metazoa, Arthropoda, Insecta, Diptera, Tephritidae. Gene Ontology annotation, cellular component: cytoplasm.